Messenger RNA from Pleurotus ostreatus (oyster mushroom), 474 nucleotides. RefSeq lists its product as uncharacterized. The transcript has 5 exons. NCBI's taxonomy places the organism in Eukaryota, Fungi, Basidiomycota, Agaricomycetes, Agaricales, Pleurotaceae. The record is from RefSeq and is a predicted model, not a curated record. The coding region runs from base 1 to 474 and encodes 157 amino acids.
AUGGCCCGUUUUGCCGCCCCGCGAUUGAUCGUCUUCGUUCUAAUCACCGUACUCGCGCUCGCCAUGCUAAGCGUUGAUGCGCAUUACACUCAUGUCCUGAUCAAAGUACAGGGUAUGACCUUUAUUGAGGGAUUAGGCCUCGCUGGCGCCUUUCUCACCAUUGUCUCUAUGCCCAUUAUCAUAUUCUCGCCAGCGGGAUCCUUCCCGGCGUCGGUUUUGUUUGAGACUGUCUGGCUCUCUAACCUGUGGGUGUUUUGGCUCCUUACGGCAGCGAUCGCAUCUAGUACCCGAGCAUCAUUCAUGGAGCCGCUUGGCUCGAGGGGAUGUUCCCAACUCAACGGGGAACUGUUCACUUUAUGUGUGGAACUUCCAGCCAUAGAGGGCCUCGCCUAUGCAGUCUGGGUCUUGAGUGCGUAUGUUCUUUCGGCCUCAAUUCUUCCCAUUCCCCACUUUUCUACAACUCCCGUGCCAUGA